AUGUCGCUCGGCCGUGUGUCGGAAAAGAAGCUAACCGUGCCUUCGCUGGUCAAAAAAUCGAGCAAGAACCGCUCGUUCUACUUUCGCUACUUGGAGCUGUGUCGCGCCAAGAGCUUGACUCCAGUUCCCGAAAUUCGUAGGAAAUGCCAUGAGAUUAGCUCCUUGGAGCUCAACGCCGACAAGCUGAACGUGAGUGACUGGCUGCAGAUCAACGAGGCGCUGCACAAUGAUCUCUGCCUGAAGACUCUGGUGCUGCGGCUGCAGCGCUCCUAUGAACCAAAUGCAAUCGCUCCCAUUGACACGGAGAAUCGGGCACGUCUCUUUAAACAGCGCCCCGUGGUGUUCACGCGCUUUAUUUUCCGUGGCCUCGUCCAGUCAAUCGCCAAUUGUGUGACGAGCAACAUGAAUCUCACGGAGCUCAGGCUGGAGGGUCUGCCCCUUCAUGAAGGUUACAUCGAGUGCAUUGCCAAGUCGCUAGCCGCGAACAAAGGCUUGGAGAUGUUGAGCUUCCGCAGGUCUCCCAUUGGGGACAAGGGCUGCGAGUUGGUCUGCAAUAUGGCCAAGUCCUUCCAUCGCAUUGAAUUAUUCGAUCUCUCCGAGUGCUGCAUCACCUGCAAGGGGGCUGUUCAUGUGGCUGAAAUGAUCAAGAUGCAAAAAGUAUUCCGAUGGGAGCAGGCCCCCCAAGAUGAGUCCAUGUUGGGCUUGAGCACGCUCCUGCUCGCCAACAACCCCGAUAUGGGAGACGAAGGACUCCAAGGGAUCGCCGAAAUGCUGAAGGAGGGUGCCUGGAUACAGGUCGUGGACGUGCAGGACUGUGGCCUGACUGACGUUGGAGCUAAUUUAAUACUCGAGUGUCUGAACCAGAACAUUUCCAUCACGGAGUUCAAUGUGCGCAAUAACGAGGGAAUUAGCCAGCUUUUGCACCGCAGCAUUCGCAACCACCUGGCCACCACAGAAGUCGAGAAGAGGCAGCAGUCGGAGGAUGAUGGCAGCGUGCCCAAUGGCAAACAGUUCACUAUUGACCAGCUGACCGCGAUCACCAAGGAACUCGAGCAGCAGCUCUCCCUUGAGCGGGCACUACGACAGAAGGCCGAAGCGAUGUACACAAAGCUCAACGAUAAACUGUUGACCAUGGCUGGCCACAAACCCAGUGAUAAGGAGGAGCAGGAACACGGUAGCCGAUCCGAGGUGCAAGCCAACCACACCAACAUGCCCGAAGAAUAUCUAGAAAAUAUGUCAGAAGAUCCCAUAGAGUUUGGUUCGAUGCUCUUCCCCAGCUUGGAAAUGCCUCCUUGCAGCAACUUGUCGUCUCCGCGCAGCAACUUGUCGUCUCCGCGCAGCGAUAGCUCAGCGUUGUGUGAUGACGAGGAAUCUGAGGCACAGUAUGGCCAAUCAGAUUUGCUGGAAGUAAAGCAGGUUCGAUGUUUCAGGAAGAAGCUGAAGGCCCCACGGGAUCAAGUGCGAAAGGUGCGCAGCGAGAUGCAAAACGAAGAGUGCAAAGGGAAGGCAGAAAAUAAGAAUCACGAGUCAAAAUCGGAAAACGAAAUCGCCAACAAUCGCCACUACAAGCUCACCCCGAUGCAUGAAGUCGAGCAGGACAUUGGGGUUAGUAUUCUGGUAGCCGAGAAACAACGUCCGUGUGGUCGUAACAAAUCGAUGGACAAACCAAUGCAGUAAUUCGAGCAGGACAUGAUGAUCAAGGGCGGCCCUAAGCAA
Drosophila guanche is the source of this 1716-nucleotide messenger RNA. Its product is annotated as protein Cep78 homolog. The coding region runs from base 1 to 1677 and encodes 558 amino acids. The record is from RefSeq and is a predicted model, not a curated record. NCBI's taxonomy places the organism in Eukaryota, Metazoa, Arthropoda, Insecta, Diptera, Drosophilidae. Gene Ontology annotation, cellular component: centrosome. The transcript is spliced from 6 exons.